Messenger RNA from Dioscorea cayenensis subsp. rotundata (Guinea yam), 2115 nucleotides. RefSeq lists its product as uncharacterized. Gene Ontology annotation, molecular function: protein binding. Bases 10 to 2115 code for a protein of 701 amino acids. The record is from RefSeq and is a predicted model, not a curated record. Lineage: Eukaryota; Viridiplantae; Streptophyta; Magnoliopsida; Dioscoreales; Dioscoreaceae. The transcript is spliced from 7 exons.
GAUCAAUAUAUGGACCUUGGAUCACCAUCACAAACCAAAGAAGAUCAAAAUAUGAACCCCGGAUCACCGGCCACCGCUACCCCCACCACCACCACUCCACAAUCCAAAGAUGAUGAAUGUCUGACAAGGAAAGAAUUCCUAGAUAUAGACAAUGCAAUCCGAAACCAAGACUUACGAUUCUUACAAAAAUAUGUGAAGGGUGCUUCAGAGCAUGAUGUCCGGCGGGUAAACCUCUCCGAGGACCCACUCCUUAACGUAAUGAUAGCCUAUGACAGCAUUAAGGAUGACAUCUUGUUCAGUCUGAUCAACAUGAUGACGUCCGAAGCCUUGGAGGCGAAAAACGAGGUUGGCGACACAGCUCUACACGUGGCAGCGGCCAAGAACCGACAGAAAGUGGCCAAUUACCUCUUAGAAAAAAAUUCCAGGCUCAAGUACCAGAGAAACAAGAAGGGUGAGACACCACUCUUGAAGGCCGCUCUUUUUGGUAGCACCGAGACUUUCGACAGCCUCCUAGAUCGUGACCGCAACAUGAUCUUUUCCAGAAAUAAUCAUGGGGCCAGUGUUCUUCAUUGUGCCAUAGUAGGCAAUAAUCCAGACCUCGCUUUAAAAAUAGCACAACUUGAGGAAAGUUUGAUGACUAAUAGAAAUGAUAUGGCAUUGACCCCUUUACAACUCAUGGUCACCAUGCCAGAAGUGUUUCAAAGCAGCCCGAAGGGGCCUAUGGAAUCAUUAAUUUAUGCAAUUAUUCCACUGAAUAGCCACAAUGAAUCAAAUGAAUCUGGGAAAGAAAGAGAUGAAGAGACGCCUUACAAGCCCAAAGACUCCAAACAAUUUAAACCCUGGGUCGAGGCUAAUGAGGAUAAUGCAGAAAGUGCCAAACUUCUUAAAGAAUCAGCGGCAAUGUCUAGCAGAAAAUUUUUGAAUAAUUGUCAAUGCUUUGCAGUCAAGGUGUUCACAAGGAUAAAGGAGCUUGAAGAUCAAAAGAACAAGCAUGCACAAACCAUGAAGCUUAUUGCAUACCUUGCAAGAGAUCAGAGUUUCUGGGAUUUCAUCCAGUAUGGAAUGUUCAAGAAAAACAAACCUCGGGGGAUGACGACUACCGCCAACAUGACAGCGAUUGUGAAGAUUAUAGCUGAGAUGAUAAAAGGACCUAAUCCGGAGUUACCAUCUUGGUUGUUGUCCGACGUUAAAGGUGACAAGAGUGAGGAGUUGUCUUCUUGCACGUGGUUGUCGGCCAUUCAUCAAAAUGACGAGAAGAAGGAAGAUGACGAGAAGAAGAACACUAUCCUGCAUUAUGCUGCUGGAACAACCAUCAAACGCGAAGGAUUGACACUGCAGAUGCUGCAGGAGAUCAAAUGGUUUGAGAUGGUGAAGAAGCUGCUCCCAAAGGAUAUGGUGUACAGCAGAAACAUAAAAGAGAAGACAGCUCAAGAGCUGUUCGACGAGAACCACUCCGAGAUGGUGAAGAGCGGAAGGGAUCAGCUGAUGGAAAUAGGAAAGACAUGUUCAGGUCUCCUUGCAGCAGUGGUGUUCGCCACUAGCUUCAACAUUCCCGGAGGCAAAGACUCGGACAAUAGCGCAAAAAACAACAUGACUAAUACUGAAGGAAACCAUUUCAGUAACGAGUCAGUGGGUUUCAAGGUGUUCACUCAUGCGUAUAUGAUUGGGUUGUCCUUGGCGACUUGUUCUCUUAUUCUCUUCUUAUCUUUCCUGACGUCUAACUAUAGCUCUGAAGCAUUCAGGAAAUCACUUCCGACCAGGUGUAUAUUGGCAGGUGUGUCCUUCUUCUGUGCCUUGAUGGCUCUUCUGGUGGCUUUCGUAUGCAACGCAUACCUUACUAUUUAUGGAGGGCGGAAACCUAAGGCUGAGGACUUGCUACCACUCAUCCUUGAGCUCACUGGCUUCCCAUUGUUGUGGGCCGUUGUUUGGUUUUUUGGUGGCUUUGGCUCUGGAUUUUUGGAUUUCAUUUUAAAAGAAGUUCCGCCGAUGAUAAGUGCUGUCAUGCACACACGCACACACAGUAUUGACGUACACUUACCAGUACCAUUGUUUGGUGUUAAGUUUGUGAUGAAGGCUGCUUGGAUUUGGCUUCUGAUUUUCAUUUUAUUUUUAUAA